Messenger RNA from Carassius gibelio (silver crucian carp), 6378 nucleotides. RefSeq names its product zinc finger protein 532 (gene znf532). The transcript has 9 exons. The coding region runs from base 924 to 4790 and encodes 1288 amino acids. Lineage: Eukaryota; Metazoa; Chordata; Actinopteri; Cypriniformes; Cyprinidae. The record is from RefSeq and is a predicted model, not a curated record.
UGUUUAACUUCUACUUAACUAUCACUAUGUCUUGUUUUGUUCUGUUAGGAAACGGUGCUCAUCUUGUGGUUUUGGUUUACACAGUGCUUGUGGUUUUCCUCUGGAAUGUGCAUCUGCUUUUUGGCUUUUCAUUUUUCUUCUCUCAUUCAUCCAUACAUCCAUCCAUAUAAACCAGCCUCUGGUGUGCAUGUAUUUUUCAUAAACAUCCUGCACAGUCUGUGUUUUUCAGGCCUAGAGUUUGAUUCAGCUCAGCAACGUGAACCGAACACGCAUUCGGAACACAAACCUCUUCGAUAAUAUUAACACACACUCAAAGCAAAAUAUUUUGCAGGAAAAUCUAAGAUUUUAUGGAGAAACGCCCAGCUUCUGUGUCUUCAGUGUGGCUGCACUGCAGCACACACAUUAUGCAGGGUGACCGGAACCGGCUGAAACCGGUUUGAGGCAGACGAGGAGGCUCGGAAGCAAUACAGUCACUGUGCUGCAAGCAGAUAGCCGACUGCUUCAUGGCAGCCAAAAUGGCAAAGGGGUCUUCAGUAGUGAUGCAGCUCACAGCAGAGAUGUCGGAGAGACUGUCUUUGUGCACCUCCAGAUGGUUAUGCACAUCAGGGCCGGGAGGCAGCCAUGAGAACUGAACAGAUAUGGUGACCGUGGGUCACUGUGUGUUGUUAUUCAUGGUGGUCAUCAUCCAGAAUGGUCUCUGGUGUGCCUUUCCUCCUGGUGGAUCAUUUCUUGAAGGGCCUUGCCUAGUGAAAAAAAUGGAUUUUUUUUCCUCUGCUGUCAGGGAGAAAGGAGGAGGAGGGUGGUGGUAGUGUUUUGUUGUGGAGGUGGUGAGAGGAAGGAAGGAAGGAAGAAGGGAAGCAAAGCAAGAUUGUUUGCUCUAGUUGUCGGAACACAGAGGGUGUUAAGCUCAUUCUUAUUAGACCAUGGGCGACAUGAAAACCCCAGACUUUGAUGAUCUGCUUGCGGCCUUUGACAUUCCUGAUAUGGUUGAUCCCAAGGCUGCAAUUGAGUCCGGCCAUGAUGAUCAUGAGGGACAACUCAAGCACGAUGCCCACAGUGAAGAGGACUCCCAUGUCUCCUCUGGUCCAGAUGUUGGAGUUAGUGUUAUUGUUAAGAAUGUCCGAAGUUUUGAUACCACUGAACAUCUUUCAGAGAAAGAUGUUCAUCCCACUGUGAGAAAUGGCCUGCACAAUGGUUUCUUGCCAGUGUCACCCAACAACAUAUACAGCAAAGAAAAUUACAAGCUUCAAAAAGGCGAAAUCCAUGGGAUGGCAGGAAAUAUCUCUACAUUUAACCAGUUCAGUCCCAUCUCUAGUGCUGAAGAAUUUGAUGAUGAUGACAAAAUUGAAGUAGAUGACCCUACUGACAAACAAGGUAAUUUACACUUAAAACCAAACCCUCUAACCGGUCUGAGUACAAAGACGGAAGAGCCACGUUCUAAGCACGUGAAACCAGAUGGUGCAACUAGGCCAAGAACAAAUGGCAAUUACAAUCAUUUGAAAGUUGAGAAUAGUAGCGUAAAUGGCACAGUGGGACAGUCAAACCUAUGUGACUCACAAAAACCAAGAAAAACUUUGGAACACUCCAAAGAAAGAUGCCAAGAAGCAAAAGAACUUGGUGAGCCAGUCGUUGAGUUGAAUGUGACUAACCUCUCCCAAGCCAAGUCCAAAUCAGCUGCAAAGCUCUCUUCCUGCAUUGCUGCAAUUGCAGCACUUAGUGCAAAGAAAGCUAGCACAGAAGCCAUGUCUCCAGAAUCCCUAGCCACACCUCGAGAUUCACCCAGAGAGGCUAAAGAGAUCCCAAAGACUGCGGAUAAAUCCCCAGAGCGAGAGUCAGCUCUGGAGCUUGGCAAAAAUAGAAUCUCAAAACAACCUGAGAGUCCUUGCAGUGUUACCAGUGAAAGCAGCAGCAAAGAGUCUCCUGCAUCUCCAGCAGGAUCUAUACCAGUCAUUCCAAAAGUCCGCAUCAAGACGAUCAAGACAUCUUCAGGGCAGAUCAAGAGGACAGUUACCAGAGUCCUGCCUGAGUUUGAUCCUGAAGUCUUGAAGAAAUGUAUCGAUUUAUCACCCAAUGUUGUCUCUUCUUUGCAGUCCUCUUCAACCUCACCUUCUGUUUUCUCAUCUCACACGAGAACUUUGCCGACCACAGUAGUAGCUACUUCUGGAGGCUCUACCAUUGAGGUAACUAAACAAAUGACCAUAAAGCCUGUGGCUACUGCCUUCUUACCUGUCUCAGCUGUUAAGACGGCAGGCUCCCAAGUGAUUAACCUGAAACUUGCCAACAAUACAACUGUAAAGGCCACUGUCAUACCAGCGGCAUCUGUUCAGAGUGCCAGCAGUGCCAUCCUUAAAGCUGCUAAUGCCAUUCAGCAACAAACAGUAAUGGUGCCUGCCUCCAGUCUAACAAAUACCAAACUUGUGCCAAAGACUGUCCACCUAUCCAACUUAAAUCUCUUGCCUCAGAAUGCAGCAGCGGCCGAGCUCCACCAGGUCCUGACCAAGCCCCAACAAUCCAUCAAGCAAGCUAUGUUCACCCAACAACAACAGAAGAAAGUGUCUCGGGUCCAGGUCCUAACCAACUCUCAGAGCACAGUGGUAGAAGCCUUCAAUAAAGUUUUGAGUAGCAUUAACCCUGUGCCAGUUUAUGUACCUAAUUUAAGCCCUCCAGUUUCGGCCUGUAUAUCUUUGCCAUCACGUGGGUACAAAUGCUUGGAAUGUGGUGAUUCCUUUGCCCUGGAAAAAAGCCUCACUCAUCAUUACGACCGUAGAAGUGUCCGCAUUGAGGUCACUUGCAAUCACUGUGCCAAAAACCUAGUCUUCUACAACAAGUGCAGCCUUCUAUCACAUGCUAGGGGCCACAAAGACAAAGGGGUUGUCAUGCAGUGUUCUCAUCUCAUCUUAAAGCCAAUUCCCGCUGACCAGAUGAUCCUUGUGCCGUCAGUAACCUCCAGCGCUCCCACCUCUUCAGCUAACAUUGGAUCCUCCGUAGUGGGGAAUCCAGGGAAAGGAAACCCAACCACAGUUAUCUCUGCACCCUCUUCGGCUCCUGUUGUGGCUGCCAUGCCUCUAGAUAAGGAUGUCUCCAAGGUCUGCAGAUCAAAUCUGAAGUGCUUGGAAUGUAAUGAGACAUUUCAUGAGGAGUCAUCUCUUGCAAUGCACUACCAGCAGGCUCCCGAAUCAGUAGGACAGAAAACCUGCACCAUUUGCCAAAUGCUACUGCCAAACCAGUGUAGCUUUGCUUCCCAUCAGCGGAUCCAUCAGCACAAGUCUCCAUAUAUCUGCCCUGAAUGUGGGGCUAUCUGUCGAUCUGUCCAUUUUCAGUCUCAUGUGACCAAGAAUUGCCUGCACUACACACGCCGAGUGGGCUACCGCUGUGUUCACUGUAAUGUCAUCUUCACGGAUGUUGCUGCUCUCAAGUCACACAUUCAGGGAUCCCACUGUGAAAUCUUCUACAAAUGCCCCAUCUGCCCCAUGGCUUUUAAAUCAGCCCCCAGUACACAUUCCCAUGCCUACACCCAGCAUCCAGGAGUUAAAAUUGGAGAGCCUAAGCUGAUCUACAAGUGUUCCAUGUGUGACACCGUUUUUACCCAGCAGACUUUGCUGUACACGCACUUUGACCAGCACAUAUCCAGUCAGAAAAUGUCUGUCUUCAAGUGUCCGGACUGUUCGAUGCACUACGCCCAAAAGCAGCUCAUGCUGGAUCAUAUUAAAUCCAUGCACGGCAUCUUAAAGAGCAUCGAGGGCCCUCCAAACCUGGGCAUCAAUCUCCCUCUCAGCUCCAAACCUACUAAUUCCAUCAGCCCGAAUAACAACAACAAAGAGGGCUUCUCUAUCAGCAGCCUCGAGAAAGGAGAGAGGAAUCCAACAUCCCCAACAAAAAAGAAUAGUAAUGGGACAGACCUUCCCAAAAAAGGCCCAUUGUCCAUCUCCUGCCCUGGCUGGACCUGCAGGGAAUGCGACCGCUUGUUUACACAGAGAGAAGUCUUCAUCGCUCACAUGAAAAGAGAGCAUGGGAAGCAACUGAAAAAGCAUCCAUGUCGACAGUGUGAAAAGUCCUUCAGUUCCUCUCACAGUUUAUGUAGACACAACCGAAUCAAACACAAGGGCCUACGGAAAGUCUACUCAUGUCCACACUGCCCAGAACCCAAUCGCACUUUCACCAAAAGACUGCUGCUAGAGAAACACAUUCAGUUGAUGCAUAGCAUCAAAGACACAGAAGCCAAGCUUCCGGCAGAUUCCAGCAGUGCAGAAGCCACCCCAGACAAAGAGCAGGCCCCCAGUCCUAAACGAAAGCUCUACUCUGAAGAUGAGGAUGCUGAGAAGGAAGAGGAAGUGGAGGAGGCCGGAGGAGAGGUGACUUCUACUCAGCGGUCCAAGAGCUCAUCCUCACAGCCUUUAAAAAAGCUAAAGAUCAACGUCUUCAAGACACAUAAAUGCGCAGUGUGUAGCUUCACCACCGAAGACAUCGUGCAUUUCCACGAGCACAUUCCCCAGCACAAGACCAACGUCUCGUCCUACCAGUGCCGUGAAUGCGGCCUGUGCUACACCUCGCACAACUCCCUCGCCCGACACCUGUUCAUCGUGCACAAGCUGAAGGAGCCCCAAGGGCUCGAGCGGCACAACGAGCAACAAGAAAACACGCCCAACCCAGACGCCAACGACGGUAUUCCAGAUACUCAAUGUAAAGUAUGUUCAAAAACAUUUGAAACGGAGGGAGCCUUAAACACACACAUGCGGACACACGGAAUGGCCUUCAUUAAGUCCAAACGGCUGAGUGCAGUUGAGAAGUAAGAGCGAUGUAGUGUCCCCUAGUGGAUGGAUGUUGGUUUGCAAGGAAUUAUUUGUUUGUCUUUUGUACGUAUAGAAGCGUUUGACGUUGUGCUUUUCUUUUUCCUUCACUCCGGCCUCUUUGUAUGCUCAUUUGUUGUGCAUACAUAUACAUAUAUAUAUAUACACACAAAAUGUAUAAAUCUAUACACAUAGAAUGUGUGUUUAAAGAUGUAUAAUAUAUUAAAAACUGAUUUAUGUGUAUUUAAUUAUCUAUGAGAACACAUUUUGUAUACUUUAUGAUAGAUGUUGGAUAGACCUUUUUUUAUAGAUUCUUUUUAUUUUCUAUUUUAGACAGUUCUCGUUGUUUUCUCGUGGGAGCAGAGGCUGUCCAAAUGGCUAAAAACGUGCACAGAAUGUCACCGUUACACUCCUCAGUGAGACAUUUUGCACUCUAAAAGGACAAUCGGUCCACAUCCUACAACACAAGCAAGAAUAGCGUCUCCUCAAGCAGCCGACAAUGGCGUCCGACUGAAGAUUUGGCUGUUGAGUUCAGCCUGAAAGCUUUUUAUGGUGCGUUUCUGUUUUGUGAAGUAUCCGUCCGUUUCAUACUACUAUAAUUUAGCACUACGGAAGAACAAGACAUGAAAGGGGGUCUUUAUGUAUCUCAGCCACUGCCAAGAGGUCGUGUUGAAUCAAUAUGUGCUUUUAAACCUAAAGAGUCGUAACAGCCGACAGGACGAAUCUCCUUCACUUCAUUUCUUCUCAGGCAGCUUGUUCCAAAUCAUAGCUUGUCUGUUUGAUCGCAUUUGUAUUUUGGAUUAUUACCACACUACAGUGUUUCAACUUUGGCCUGUUAUCAAGAACCACUUUUCGUAUUCAUGCACAUUUAAUUUUGAGGUACUUUUAUUUGUCAUUUGAAUCCAAAACCACUCUGCCCCACAGAUAUGUGAAAGUACAAAUGCAACCAAUCAGAUAUGUCAAUUUAGCCUGUUUUAUUUAAAGCCAAAGUUGUUUCCUCUCAUAUGAACUCCAAAGUAGGACGCUCCACUCACAGUCUCGUGUGUUUGAAUCAGUAAUGCAUAAGUGCUGGUAUACUAAAGUGUGGUCUAGUGCCUCCGGCGCUCGAAAGCCAAUCGCUGGUUUGUCAUCAACCCAAUGUGUAUGUUUUUUUUAGUUCGUUUAUUUAAAGCAGCAUGUUAUGGAAAAUCUCGAGAUUGGUGUUCCACGGACUCACAUGCUAAGUGUGAAAAAGAGGAAAAAAAGAGCUGCCUUCACUAUAUACUGUAUGAAUGUUUCGGUCAAAAUGUGAAACGAACUGUAAAACUUCUUUGCAUUUUCUCCCUCUCUAACCAAUUCAUUUCAACGUUUCACUUCAUGAGGAGUUUAGUUCUACAUCUCGAUUUUCAUUUUUCAUGGAAACUCAUAUUGAUCUUCCUUGUUUUUUUUUUUGGAUAAAUGAGUACUAUUGAGGAUGCAUACGUGCAUGAGAGAAGCCGUUCACGGUGAUUGAUCUGUUUUAUAGAAUGUCUUGAUGAUGUUCGGUAGACUUUGUUCUAUGUUUGUGCAAAAAACUUUAUCAUUAAUAAAUGAUACAUACACAAAUAUCUAA